CGUUUUAAGUGUGUGAGUUUACUUUAGAAUUUCUCAUAAAACGUCACUGACGUUAUCGUCCAGUAAGUGUGUGUUCACUCAUCAUAUUCACAAAGCUCAUUCUUAUUUCAUCGCUUUGCUUAUCGCUCCCUCAGUUAUUUUUCGACAUUCAAACAAAUCGGUUGUCGUUUUUCUAUACUUAAAUUAAUUUCUUUUCCUUCACAUUCAAUUCUGAAUCAGCUGUUUGAAUAAAAAAAUUAUCGCAGUGUUUAUUAGUGCACAAAAUAAUAAUAAAACAAGAAUCAAAAAUAUUUUCUACAAGAAUAAAGUAUCAAAAAAUAUUGUAAUCAUCAAUGAGAAUGAAGAAAGAAAUCACUCAAGAAUUAAGAGAAGCACUAAAGUACAAUUUGUCAUUUGCCGGAUGCGGAUUUUUGGGGAUUUAUCAUGUUGGAGUUGCUGUCGCCUUUAAGAAAUACGCUCCACAGUUACUUCUACAAAAGAUUUCUGGUGCUUCAGCAGGUGCUUUGGCUGCAACAUGUCUACUCACUGGAAUGCCUUUAGAAUUUGUGAAGGAAUUUUUCAAAGCGAUUUAUGCUGUAACAUCUAUCUUGUCAAUGAGUGAUGCAAUCAUAACAUCAAUUUUGUUGCGCAUUCAUGGAUGGCACGAGAGUCAAGAAAGAAAUGAACGAAUUUAUUAG
This is a messenger RNA of Clunio marinus, 677 nucleotides long. The record is from the annotation of a GenBank genome assembly. NCBI's taxonomy places the organism in Eukaryota, Metazoa, Arthropoda, Insecta, Diptera, Chironomidae.